GGUCUCACGUUUUGGGGCUGCCAGCACGGCAGUAUUAAGGACAGGUGCUCGCGCUCGCAUUUCACACACCUACGGGCCUCCUGACACAUACAUAAGUGCUUAGAAUGAAGCAUUCUACGUAUCUGAUAACUAACUUGGACCAGCGCCAGCCUGUGCGAUGAAAUUGGCCUAGUAAGUGUCUUCCUUGAGGCAUUGGACUCCAUUCUAUGCGUUAGAGUGCGCGAAAUAUUGUUUGGCUUCAUUUACUUUCGCGAUCGAGGUUCCCUGACUCGAGUCGGGUAUCGGAUCUCAGUCGCUGGGGCCUCUUCUACCUUGUGUACAGUACUUUCGUGUAAUGGAUGGCAUACAUAAUGGCUGUGUUCAGUCGGCGGGGGCCGGGAACGUGUGGGGAGGGUUGGAUCGUGUUGGAGCGCCAGGGCAAGCAACUUUGUAAGUGCGGCCUCAAAGCGUUGAGCCCAGCAGGUGCUAUCCCUUGAGGAUAUUUGGCAUUGGCUUUGCCUAGACCUCAGCUUGGCUUUCGUCGGCUUUGGCCUCCUGGCCCGGGGCGGUGCACUUUAGUGCCCGUUUUCAUGUGUUCAUUGUUUUCAAGAGUUUCUGCAUUCGAUAAAUAGCCCGUCGAAGGCUGUACUGGUAGCCGUAACAAGCAAAAAAGACAACAACCCUAAUGUAAGGUUCUUGCCGAGGACUAAGGCUGUCGCCCCCCUUUGGGGGUUUAUAGAUUGAAGCGCAAUGCUAAGUAGAGGAGGUCGGCGAGGCGUCUGCUUGCUUGCGCAAGCCCUGUCCCACGAUGCAGGGAGAGGAUGGGGCGUGCUGGCGAGCGACAACUUGCCGAAAGGUUUUCGGUCAUGGCCAGGGAGCCACCUCGCGGACGCAGCGCCAGUCACAACGGCAGUAGGCACAUGGAGUAUGUACGGACAGGCGGCAUUCUUUGCGUCUAAAGGCGGCAAGCAAGGCGGCAAAGGUGCUAAGGAAGCAGUCCAGGCACCACAAGAGGUGCAGGAAUGGGACAUUGAACCCUUUGUCACCCAGAUGGGUGAGGCUCUGGACCACCUGCGGCGCAAGCUGGCGGGCAUUCGCACCGGCCGCGCCUCGCCCGGUCUGCUGGAGGCGGUCAGCGUGGAGGCGCGCAGCAGCGGCAGCAGCCACGGCCCGCACGUGCCGCUGAGGGUGCUGGGCACAGUGGUGGCACGGGGCCCGCAGCUGCUUGUGGUGGAGCUGUACGACAAGGAGGACGACAAGGCAGUGGCCAAGGCAAUUCAGAACUCGCCCCUCAAGCUGCAGGCUCGCGCCGAGAACGGGGAGGUGCUGGUGCCCGUGCCCAGGCUGAGCCUGGAGAUGGUCAAGGGGUUUGUCAAGCUGGCGGCUCAGGAGGCGGAGGCGGCGCGCAAGGCGGUGCGGGCGGUGCGGCACCGGGCGCUGGAGCAGGCAAAGUUGUGCAACACGGGCGGGCCCGCGGGCGAGUUGAAGCGCAUGGAGCAGCAGGUCCAGGCCCUGACGGACAAGCACAUCCGGGAAGUCGACGGCCUGCUGCGGGCCAAGGAGCGCGACCUGCAGGAGCACCACUGAGACCUGGAGGCAGGAGGAGGAGCAGAAGCAGGAGGAGGGUGGAGCACGAGGAGCAGCCGCGAUGGACGUGUGAGCGAGGAGCGUGGUGGUGGCCUGAGGUGUGAGGGUGGCGCAUGUCAAAACGGGCCAGGGCGUGGGUCGUGGUGGGGCCGAAUCCUCUGACAUCUUUAUCACACUUGGCUGCAUAGAUGCAUCCAUCGUGCGUGGUUACAGCGCCUGCUUGUGCGGUGCUGUAAAGUGGUAUUGAGAGAGGCGAAUGCAACGGCAACAGGUGGGACUGCCGGAAACAAAUUGUGGUCCUCACGCUGACGGUUCCUGUUGUGGGCGCAACAUAGGAACAUAUUGGUCCUCGUUCGUUUUCAGGGAUUUGUUUCCGGGGGUGGCUCCCGCGGAGUGCGGCCCCCAUGUGCCUUUGGACUCAACCAACUGAUGACUAAACAAUGACAAAUGAGAAAGGUUUCGAAGUCAUGCCGAUGCCGCGUGGCGUCUCUAACACGUACACUAUUAAUAUGGUCAAUCUAAAUUCUCUCAACUCUAGUUGUCAUGAAGUGUGGCUGCCGAGCAGUUGGUGGCAUUUCACUUCGGGUCCUUUCUGGCACAAGCCCCUGAGGGCUAGCGUACGGUGGAGUGGGGACGACCUCGUCACCCGCCCCCACCCCCGGCCCGGGGGCGCAACCGCGCAAGAGCACGUACGGCAUUAGAAGGCGCUUCAACUGCGCAUGGGCGUAUGGCACCGUUAUUGUGCUUGGCUGUGCAAGAAGGUAAUUGCUGGCGGGUGCUGCGGCGUCAUUUG
Messenger RNA from Chlamydomonas reinhardtii, 2359 nucleotides. RefSeq lists its product as uncharacterized. The record is from RefSeq and is a predicted model, not a curated record. NCBI's taxonomy places the organism in Eukaryota, Viridiplantae, Chlorophyta, Chlorophyceae, Chlamydomonadales, Chlamydomonadaceae. Gene Ontology annotation, molecular function: ribosomal large subunit binding. Gene Ontology annotation, cellular component: mitochondrion. Gene Ontology annotation, biological process: translation. The coding region runs from base 730 to 1566 and encodes 278 amino acids. The transcript is spliced from 10 exons.